CACAAGCUUCGAAGCCUUGGUAUCAGGCAUAACAUCACUAGUAAGAUCUCAAACAUGGCUCAGCAGGAAUUCAAAAUGCUUAGUGACAAAAUGUUCAUGUACAAAAGAACUGUCUUUAGCUUGGCAGACAACUGUGAUCUUACUCCAGAAUAUAUUGACAGUAUAGCAGAUUUUGAAACCAAAGAUGAUGAUGUCUUUGUUGUUACCUUCCCGAAAUCUGGUACGGUAUGGACCCAACGGAUCGUGACGUUAAUAUAUGCUGAAAAUUUCCCAGACAAAGCCAACCAAAUGACCGUCGAUCAGAUGCCCUGGAUAGAGUAUCGGAUGACGGGGACAGAUUACAACACACGUCCAUCUCCAAGACUCUUCUGUUCCCAUUUACUCCAGCCGCUGAUGCCCAAAAUGCUGCAAAGAAAAGGAAAAGUCAUCUAUGUCAUGAGAAACCCUAAAGAUGUCAUGGUGUCAUAUUUCCACUUUUCCAACAACAUGAAAAACCUGGAUUCUACUGAGAGCUUCGAUGAGAUGCUGGAAAAAUUCUUCACAGGGUUAAUGUCUGGUGGUUGUUGGUUUGACCAUGUUAAGGGAUGGAUCACAAACAAAGACAAAUACAACAUCCUGAUCCUCACUUAUGAAGAAAUGAUCAAGGACCUUAGAUCCGUUGUUGUGAAAAUCUGUGAGUUUUUGGGAAAGAAUCUGUCAGACGCAGCAAUCGAUGAAGUGGUGGAAACAGCCACAUUCAAGCACAUGGAGAAAGACCCCUUGGCCAACUAUGAAUGCGUUCCUGACAUCAUCACAGACCGUCCAAAAGGACUUUUUUUGCGCAAAGGAACAGUUGGGGACUGGAAGAACUAUUUAACCGUGGCUCAGAGUGAAUGUUUUGACCGCGUCUACCAAGAAAGAAUGAAGGACGUACCUCUGAACAUGGUCUGGGACAUCUCAGAACUGCAUGGCUGAAAACUUAACAUCACACAAAUAAUGCACACAACUGCUUUUGAUACUUCCUUUAUUUGUAAUUGACAUGGUUCCAUUAAAUAUUUACAGUACUUCAUGAAAACGGUUUAGUGUCUCAACCGUUGUCGGAAGAGGUAGGCUAACUCUCCCUGGUGAAAAAACCAGCAUAUGCUGGUAGGUAUGUUUUGAUGCUGGGAUGCUGGUUAGGUAGGUUUUGAUGCUGGGAUGCUGGUUAGGUAGGUUUUGAUGCUGGUUUAAGCUGGUCCUUUGCUGG
Messenger RNA from Labeo rohita (rohu), 1225 nucleotides. Its product is annotated as amine sulfotransferase-like. The record is from RefSeq and is a predicted model, not a curated record. The coding region runs from base 55 to 954 and encodes 299 amino acids. Gene Ontology annotation, cellular component: cytoplasm. Gene Ontology annotation, molecular function: sulfotransferase activity. Lineage: Eukaryota; Metazoa; Chordata; Actinopteri; Cypriniformes; Cyprinidae. The transcript has 6 exons. Gene Ontology annotation, biological process: sulfation.